Musca vetustissima is the source of this 597-nucleotide messenger RNA. RefSeq lists its product as uncharacterized. The record is from RefSeq and is a predicted model, not a curated record. The transcript has 2 exons. Lineage: Eukaryota; Metazoa; Arthropoda; Insecta; Diptera; Muscidae. The annotation marks the transcript as partial.
AUGGUCACAGCACCUCCAACAACACCUUCGGCAAGUAAUGGUUUCACCUCCGCCAUACCUGAGGAUAAUUUAGAAGAUUUAAAAAUCAUUGGCCAUUUGAAAAAUAUUGAAAAACUCAAUGAAAAGCGUCGGGUUUUCCUAAGCAAUACCAUAACCUCGGAAUAUUCAAGUGAUGAGAAAACUGAAUCCACCACCAAGCAGAUCAACAAAGAAACUGCUGCUGCUGCGUCUUCCUUCAAGGGGCCUGAAGAAAACGGCAAUGAUACUGCCGCUAACAACUACAAUGCCAAACGAGUUCUGGUACGUGAACAACACAUUGAUAGCCUAUCCGAUAUUGAGCAACAUACCGAACGGACAACAGGUCCAGCCAACGGCAUUUCUCCGAAAUAUGCCACACUGCCUAUGAAGGCACCGAGAACUCCGAAUACACCACCGCCCAAGCCGCCUAUGCUCAGUCGUACACGUAGCAUUGGUAUUGGUGACAGUCAUUCAAUGAGUUCUCCACCACCCAUAGCCACCAUACCAGAAUUUCCCAUAUCCCCAACUGCCUAUGAAACCAACAACAAUGCCACCACACCAACAGCUGCCCAGGAUGCC